AUGGCCAUCUCGAUCUAUGAUGAGAAGAAGAAUUUAUUUGAAGUAAGAGACAACAUCCCUGAAAAAAUUGUGGAGAAAGUGGCAGGGGACAUUGAGAGUCUCCUGGCCAAGAAAGUCCAAGCUUUAAAGAGACUGGCUGAUGCAGCAGAGAAGUUUCAGAAAACCCAUCGAUGGCAAGACAACAUUAAGGUAAUGUUCUUUGAGUGGCCUCCUCUGAUCUCCCUGUCAUGGGCUCCUUUUUCUUAUUCCUUUCGUUUAACAUAAGCUUCACUAAACUGAUGUAUAUUGAGCUAAAAUUUCUGUUCUGUCUGAGAAUGCUGGCAAUUGCAGUUCCAAUACUCUAGGAAGAUAUUCUGUUUGGAAAAGCUGUCUAAUACGUUUAUCAAACA
Molecule: messenger RNA, 389 nt
Organism: Crotalus tigris (Tiger rattlesnake)
Lineage: Eukaryota; Metazoa; Chordata; Lepidosauria; Squamata; Viperidae
Product: voltage-dependent calcium channel subunit alpha-2/delta-2-like
Exons: 3
Coding region: 1-264 (87 amino acids)
Source: RefSeq, a predicted model, not a curated record